Bipolaris victoriae FI3 is the source of this 258-nucleotide messenger RNA. RefSeq lists its product as hypothetical. NCBI's taxonomy places the organism in Eukaryota, Fungi, Ascomycota, Dothideomycetes, Pleosporales, Pleosporaceae. The transcript has a single exon. The record is from RefSeq and is a predicted model, not a curated record. The annotation marks the transcript as partial.
GAUUGGAUGAAGUUCAGUGUGCGAUUCUUGGUGCUGACGUUCUUAUUGCUUGUGGAUAUUGGGUGGCGCGUGGGGUAUCGAGGUGUGGUGUCGUAUGCAAGCAUCGAGGAAGUUCGCAAGGCGCAAUGGAAAUUUUGGGUCCUUAUCUUAUCGCCCCGGCCGCCAAUUGGAGCGCCUCGGACCUCCGACUUCACCAUUUCACUCACACCCACCCUCGUGAACCUUAAUCACCAGCACCACAUCCUUACCAUCAUGUAA